Molecule: messenger RNA, 1990 nt
Organism: Drosophila biarmipes
Lineage: Eukaryota; Metazoa; Arthropoda; Insecta; Diptera; Drosophilidae
Product: xenotropic and polytropic retrovirus receptor 1 homolog
Exons: 6
Coding region: 41-1972 (643 amino acids)
Biological process (GO): phosphate ion transport; cellular response to phosphate starvation
Cellular component (GO): Golgi apparatus; plasma membrane; cytoplasm
Molecular function (GO): inositol hexakisphosphate binding
Source: RefSeq, a predicted model, not a curated record
AUUUUGAGCUCACAAAAAUCUAAGCUAAAGCCUUUUCAAAAUGAAGUUUGGCAAAACUCUGGAUACUCUUAUGGUACCCGAAUGGCGUUACCAGUAUAUGAACUACAAUGAUCUUAAAAUAUUAAUACUGAAUGCCGUGGACAAAGCUCCCAGGAAUAGCCUGGCGAAUAAUGCUUACUACAGGGACUUUGAGAUACUUUUCUUCGCCACCUGCAAAGAGGAGUUGACCAAGGUGAAUGACUUUUUUGUCCACAAACAGGCGGAGGCGCAUCGCAAACUGGCGACUCUCAACUACCAGCUAACACUCACGGCCCGUCAUCGCACCCUUCAGGAGCCCCGAACAUCGACGACUUCCAGAGCAUCCAUCUCCUCGAGGAGCCAUCAGGACAUCCGCAAGAUGCCGCCCCUCAACAAGCUGCGACUGGCCAUGAGCGAGUUUUAUCUGAGUCUGAUCAUGCUGCAAAACUACCAAACGCUAAAUCUGACAGCCUUUCGUAAAAUCUGCAAAAAGUAUGACAAGAAUCUCAAGUCAGAGGUUGGCUCAGCAUGGUUCGAGCGGUUUAUUACGAGGGCGAGCUUUGCCAUGACCACGCAGUUGGAUCGGAUGAUAGUAACCACGGAGGAUCUGUACACGGAGUACUUGGCCAAUGGAGAUCGAUCGAAGGCAAUGGCCAAGCUGCGAGUUCCCCCUUUGGGCACACCUACUCCUCCGAUUCAUGUUUUUUGCGCAGGACUAUUUCUGGGCCUCUUUUUGGUGGCCGCUGUAAUAUGUGUGAUCUCAUAUAUUUGCCUAGACUUAAGCUCAGAGUUUCGUUACGUGUUUGUCAGCCUCUUUAGAGGACCCAUUUCGGGCGUUACUUUUGGCUUCUGUCUGGCUAUCAAUAUCAAAGUCUUUGAGAAGAAGGGCAUUGACCAUGUUUUGAUCUUCGAGGCGGAGCGAAGGAAUGCCAUUGGUGCCAUGAGAGCUUUGGAAAUAGUCAGCUUUUUCGGAUACCUCUGCACCAUGAGUGUUUUGCUGUACCUGCUCCACAAAGAGUUCUUUAUAAGUGAUCCGCAUUAUAUACCGCUGGUUCAGUUGGCCAUUGUUAUUAUACUGUUUCUGAACCCCAUACCCAUUUUUUUCUACUCAGCCAGGAUUUGGCUGCUGACCAUUGUGGGUCGCAUCCUGUUGGCCCCCUUUUUCUUUGUGAACUUUGUGGACUUUUGGGUGGCUGACCAGUGGACCUCUUUGGUAGUUGGCAUUGUGGAUCACUAUUACCUAGUAAGGUUCUAUGUGCGGUAUUUUCUGGAUAGUCCCGAUGCCUUCGACUUUGGGCCCGACUACGCGGUGCCUGUCAUUCGAUGUCUGCCGGCUUGGUUCCGAUUUUGCCAGAGUCUUCGGCGAUUCAGAGACAGUGGUUCCAAGUCCACGGACUAUCUGAUCAAUGCUUUGAAGUACUUUCUCUUCGUAACGGAGGUAGUGUUUUCCACAAUACAAAUGGACACCAAUGCCACAUACAUAAAUCUCUUCGAGAAUCCCUGGACUUGGGCCUACAUAACGAUAUGCAUUACUUCGUCAAUAUAUUCCCUGCUUUGGGAUUUGCUAAUGGACUUUGGUUUGCUGAGAGUGUGGAAGGGUGAGAACCUCUUCUUGCGCGAGAAUCUGGUCUAUCCCAAGUGGUUCUAUUUCUUUGUAAUUGUGGAAAAUUCACUGCUGCGAUUCGUUUGGGUCUUGGAGUUUGUCUUGGUCUAUCAGGAAGUAAUUGCCCCCCAUAAUGGCAAAACGAUAAUUUCCUUUAGUGAGAUAUUCAGACGUUUUAUGUGGAAUUUUAUGCGCCUGGAGAACGAGCACUUGUAUAAUUGUGGACAAUUUAGAGCCACGCGGGAUAUAUUCAUAGCUAGACUAGAUCCCCAAGAGGAAAGGUUCCUGGAGAGUAUGAUGGACGAGACGGAGAACUUUGGAAAGGAAAAUCUAAAUAAGAAGUAUUUUUAAUACGCAUUGGGUUUACAU